Messenger RNA from Biomphalaria glabrata, 5499 nucleotides. RefSeq names its product forkhead box protein D1-like. The record is from RefSeq and is a predicted model, not a curated record. Gene Ontology annotation, biological process: cell differentiation; regulation of transcription by RNA polymerase II; anatomical structure morphogenesis. The transcript has 2 exons. Bases 406 to 2628 code for a protein of 740 amino acids. NCBI's taxonomy places the organism in Eukaryota, Metazoa, Mollusca, Gastropoda, Planorbidae. Gene Ontology annotation, molecular function: RNA polymerase II cis-regulatory region sequence-specific DNA binding; DNA-binding transcription factor activity, RNA polymerase II-specific.
GUCGGCUAAUAUACGUAAGACCCGACGAACAAUUUAACAGUGCUGGUACUCGGUCACGCUGGCCACCUACCAAAGAUUGAGAUCUGUACAUCUUAGCAGAACUGUCUGGUGUACAGCUAGACUUGGAGAGUCUCUCGGCGUCAAGCUCGUUCUUUGACGUACGCCUUGACUAAGCCUGCUUCAGACUUGAGCAUUUUAAAUGUUAGAACAAUUUUGAAAUUGUGUAUUUCUUUGACUAGGAAUUCAAUAAUUAGGAAAUUAAAAGACAUUCUGUGCCGAGUGUUCGUCUUAAUAAGUGACUGAUCUGGAACUUGGACUUAUAGAGAAUACUUCAUCAGCUGUCAGAAUUUGGUCCAGACAUCAUCGGAGAUAGCAUUGAAUACAACCCUCACGACACUUCCGGCGAUGCGCUAUGACUCCUUGAACAUGUCUCUUGUUUAUCCCUCGGCCCCCGGUGUACCACACAUGUCUCUACAUCACCAAGCCCUGUACCCUCUAAUGAUGGCGUCGAACAAGGGCUCUUCACAUAUGACGUCUCCUCUUGGAGGAUCGGACCCUCAGCUCGGGCCGCCCUCGAUCAGCGCUCACGAUUCCUUGUCGCCGAUAUCCUCCACUGCCACUGCUAACCUGGACUCGCACUUUGCGGCUUACAGUCAGAUGGCGGCACUUCAAAACUUGCACUCCAAUAUCUUUCCGUGUGCAACUAGAAGAUACCCUGGAGAUGAAAGCAGUGCCGCUAAAUCGUUGCAUACCUACCACCAGGAUCGCUACGCUGACUAUUUUCGACAGCUGACGGCGAAUCAAGCUCGGUUUGAAUCCGUGUCUUUACUCAACGAGUCUAGACGACGUGAGAGUCGCAGUCCUAAAUCUCCGCAUUCGACAAACGCGUUGCAGACGUCGCAGACAGACAGCAGCUGCAACAACGAUUCCGGAGAUGAACUCGACAAAAGCUCGUUGUACGAAGAGCGUCGAAACGCGAGUGACACUCAACCCAGAGAUGCAUCUUCGCAAAAGUCAGACAGGAUUCCUCAUUCGAUCUCUCACUUUUUACCGCGCGAUGACCACCAGAUGAACGGGUCAUCCAGUGGACAUCAUCAGGACACUGGCAAACAGCAGUAUCACCACGCAGACGACGACGAUGAAUUACUUCAGGUGGACUCUCCUCUGCCCACCUCCAACCGCCGCUCCUCGCCCCAUCCUUCUAUGGGCAGCGACGACGACAUCGAUGACGACAGAGAUAUUAUGUCCAGGUACAACAGCGAGGACAUUGACCACGACAUUUGUGAUAACCUAGACGACGAAACCUCCCCGUGUAAAGACUAUGGCGCUGACGAAGGUGAGAACAAUAAAAACUCCGAAGACAACUCCAGCGGAUCUUCAAUGAAGAAAAAGUCAAGCCUGGUCAAGCCUCCCUACUCAUACAUAGCUCUUAUUACCAUGUCCAUUCUCCAAUCUCCCAGAAAAAGACUCACACUUUCCGGUAUAUGUGAGUUCAUUAUGAACAGAUUUCCCUAUUUCCGAGAAAAAUUCCCCGCUUGGCAGAACAGCAUUCGACACAACCUCUCGCUCAAUGACUGCUUUGUGAAAAUUCCACGGGAGCCGGGAAAUCCUGGAAAAGGCAACUACUGGACACUUGACCCCGCCAGCGAGGACAUGUUUGACAACGGAAGUUUUCUGAGGCGAAGGAAAAGAUAUAAGCGCACGUCGCACAUGGAUAUGAUGGGGCAUAACCCAGCGUUUAUGUCCGCCGCUGAUUCAUACUUUCAUCAUCACGGGUUCCUGAAUCCUCAUGCACAUCACCCAGGACCGUUUCACGGAGGUCCCGGCCACCUCGGCUACCCUUACCUACCACCAGGUUUAUCACAUCCGCUUUCAAUGAUGCAGAGUGAAUAUGGUGUCAGAGGGCACCACUCCCCACACCCGGGCGCCCCACAUUUUCAUCUUCCAUUAGGUCCAGUUGGAUUGCCUAGUCUCCCACCGCUUGGUCCUAUCUCUAUACCCAGAAAUCCCAACAGCCAAUUACGCCAAUUGGAGAAAAUUGAGCUUCCCGACACCAUGGGUCAACCCAGUGACCGCAAAACGUCCAUUCCAUCUUCAUCGCCGAGUUCAUCACCAUCCCCCACAUCCUCGACUCCUCCCCCAACAUCAUCGGCGUCCAAACUUCCAUCGACGCCCCUGUCAUCUCCUCCCACCUCCACUAAGAAAGGGUUUACCAUUGAUAACAUCAUUGGGACGUCUACCUCCAGCGUCCAGACUCCCCCUUCCCCCACCGUUUCCUCUCCAGUGUCCAUAAAGUCCGAAAUUAAGUCCAUCUCUACCUCGUCACCAUCAUCACCAUCAGCGGUCAUGCCCCCAACGCCCGCCUCAGCCGCAGCGGCAGCAGCGGCCGCCCUUCUCCCCGCGUACAGGGCGAGUCUUGCUGGACUCAACUUAUCUUCAACAUUUCCCUCCUUCUCCUCUCUUCAGGCUCUGAGGUCAGGGGCGUGGGACAUCUCUAGCAGAGCGGCCGGAGGAGGAAGUGCUUUUGCAUCGCCCUUUUCAGGGGCGCUUCCAAAUUUAAACCCAAUGGACCUGGAAAAGUAUAGACAAUAUGUGCAAGCGUGUGCUAUUUCUGGGUGGCCUCGCUAGAAAUUCCUAUAUUUUAUUUUUCAUCAUGUGCAUUCCUGAUAUUAUCUGUCAACUCUUCACAAAAAUGGUCAUAAAAGGUCAGUCGUUCAGAACUUUUCAAGAAGAAAGGUCAAUGUAAGACUGUGUACGGCAUUAUUUUCGUGGACAAAUACUUAAAUAAUAAAUCUUACAAAGAAAACGUUCCGCCCUAAAUGGUUUCUGAAGUCUCAGUUCCAGUGACAAAAACUGUACAAAGAUGAAUAGCGAAAGGAAAUUGAGAACACUGGUAGCGAUGAAGUGGUAUCGUCAUGAUACAAAGACAAUUUGCCUGGACAUAGAUAUUUGGUUUCAAAAUACUGAAUAUCAUUGCGUAGUUUGACUGCGAGUCUGAUAUAUUCUCCCAUUAAACCUAAAACGUUACCUUACUUUGAGUGAGAGUAUUACUUUUUCAUUUCUGACUCGCUUUAGUGUUCAGUGAAUUUACAAGAGACAUGGGCAAAAGUCAACUCUUAGCCAGAGAUUUUGAUAUGACCCCAAGUGAAUCAAAUAUACAUUGGGAGGUUUAUAACUUUAUAACAUGAACUAUAUACUGAAUAUAAAAAAAUGCUUAGUUAAGUCCUACAAUGCUAUUUUACUUUCGAAAUUUUAAAUCUCUGGAAUUAAAAACAAAAAAUCACUUCAUAAUGAAACAAAACAAAUUAAAAACGUAAAUCUCAAAACAAUAUUUAUGUGUGGAUGUGUGUGGAUGUGGGUGUGUGGAUGUGAGUGCCAGGACACCAAUUCUUGUAUGAUUUAGAAGCUUUUAUUGUAAUUUAAAAUUGACCCUCUAAUGUUGCCAUGUGAUGAAAUGAUUUAAAAAAAAAAAAACUGUGUAUAAUGUAUUAUCCAAUGUAUAUGUAAUUAGAAGCAUAGAUUUAAAUCUAAAAUACCAAAGAAAUAUUUUUAAAAUUUAAAAUUGUAUAUCUAUAGUCAAACCAUUUGAAAUGCUGCUUGUAGUAGGCCUGUUUGUAUUUAAACAUGAGUAGAUUUUUACAACCUUUUUAUUUUUACAUGCUUGUCUUGUUCAAUAGCAUUUAAAUACUAUGAACAUUUUUUUUUUUAAACUCAACUUGGCUGUUACCAUUUUGUAAAUAUUUUUUAGUACCGAAACUGUCUGAUAAAAUGAAUACUUUUAGUCAAAGUUUGAUGAAAUUGUAAAUGAUAUUUCUAUGUGUUUGGUAUAUCAGGUCUUUAUAUAAAUAAAAAUUAAUUACUAGAAAAAAAGAAAAAUAUGUAAAAACAAAAAACCCAGAUAUUUUAUAAAAAAUUUCCCAGUAAUAUAAUCACAAAGCUUUUGUUUUCCAGUGUUAAUGUUAGAGUGUAGUGUCACAGUAGCCGUAUGUUGUUAUAUAAAAAAAAAUGAAAACCUCCAGAAAUGAGAGAAAGCUGUUAAUAAACUCUUUUUAAUCAUAUUAACAUUUUUUAAUUUUCGUAUUCACUAUAAUACACUACAAUAUCAUCAAUACUUUAUUUAAAGUGAAGUCGGAAAAAAAAAACACACAGGAAGGUCGGAUAUUUAGUUUAUAUAGCCACAAAGCAGUGUGCCUGGUGUCUUCUUAUCUAAGUUUUUAAACUCAACCAUUGGAAUGUUUGUCUCUGUCGAGCUAUCGUGUGAUUGGACGAAGUAAUUGUAUAGUCACAUUGAAAUAUUCCUUCAUAUUUAAAUUGUAGUAUUUACUUCUUUACGGAAAUCGGUAACCCAAUUACUUAGUAUUUGAUAUUGUUUCGACAAGUCUCGAGUCUUUAAAUAAUCACACUUGAUAUGCGCCAACUUGUUUUGGAAAACACCAAAGCUUUAAUUUUCUUGUCUUUGUUUAGGAUAUCAAUUCAAUUUUUAAUUGCGAGAUAGACUUUUAUAAAUAAAGUUAGUAAUAAAAUGAGUAUCCCUAUAGUUCGCCGUUACUUUGGAGGUUGUAGUGCUAGUGGCUACAAUAAGUGUAGCAUGAUAAACCAAAGCUACAAUGUCUGGCUUGCUCGAGUGUAGUGGCGGAGUAAUGAAUAAUUAAGUGACUUUCUAUUUUCAGGGUAGAAAGAGUAGCAGACGGGCAGGGAGAGAGAGGGGAGACAAAAAAUGAAUUAAAUUUCAUGUUUUGAAUAUUAAAAAAAUUAGUAAAAUAACAAUUUCUUAAAAAAAUUAAAAUAAAACACUUUGAUUGAUCGAAAUAAAUAUAAAUGUCUCGCUUCACAGCACACAUUGCAGAAUGUACUUUUUGUUUUUAUAAUAAUUUUAGAAUUAAGACAUAAAAAAAAUACUUACCAAUUAAGGUAAUACAAAUAUUAAUCAUUAUAAUAAUAAUCAUGUCCCAUCAUUUCUUAAAUUACAUUUAUUGCAAUGGUAUGUAGGUUUAUGUAUAGCACUCGCUGUAUUGAUUGAAACCGGUCCCACAAUUAGUCAAAAAGUCAUUCUAUUCAUCAAUUUGUCUUACACAUGUACAGUGAACGUAUUAGCCAUAGCAAGUAUCCGAAACACUGUGUGUAGAAAUGUCCCACACUUGCACAAUUCUAUGUUCAUGUAGGCCUAUGUUCAUAAAUCAUAUAUGUUCAUAUAUUUUUAUGUAUGUUCAUGAAUCAUGUAUGUUCCUAUAUUUUAAUGUAUGUUCAUGAGUAUUCAUGUACGAUACAUUAAAUGUUAGUUUAUUCAUUUAUGAAGUUUUUUUUUCCCCAAUGAACUGACCUGUGGAGUACUCACUGUUAUCGCGUGACAGGGUAAAAAAAAAUUUGGUCAAAUGUAUUCAUGUCCAUUUUUAAAACAAACAUUUUAUCACAAUUAGUUUUUGUUUCUCAAUUUGUUUGACAGUUGACCUUCAAAUUUUGUUUUUCUGUGCAAUAAAUUGAUAUUUUAUAAUGAUCAAA